UAAUUAAGUAAUCAAAAUUGAGAAGAAAAGAAAUUAAAAUAAAAAAUUAACAUCUAAAUAAAUUAAAUUUGUCAUAUAUUCAAUCACUUAUCGCUGUCUCGUCAAACUAGAAAAUUUCAAAUUUGUUGUAAACUUCCCAUAAAUAUCUUAUAAAACAAAUAAAAAAAAAAAUUCUAAAAUAAAUAAUAUUUAUAUAUACAUUCACACAUAUAUGUAUAUAUUCAUAAAAAUUCAUCAGAAAAAUUCACUUACUACAAAACUACGCGUAAAUAACUUUCUAUUCGAUACAAGAAACAAAAGAAAAAAAAAGAGUAAAAUCUCUCUCACUAUCUAUAAUACCAACAAAAUAUAGGCGCUAAUUCUAAAAAUUCUAAAACCAAAAAAAAGAAAAUUCAUAAAAAAUUAUAAAAUUUCAAAAAUUUACAAAAAUUAAAAAUAAUUAAUCACAAAAUUUUAAUUAUAAUAUGUAUGCGGCUGCAGGCGGUGCUUCAUUAGCAUCGCGUAAAGCUCGUCAAAAUAAACAAAAAAAAUAUCAAGCACAACAGGCUCGUGCACGUGCCGUUAAUGAAAUAGCACAACCACGUGUUCAACAAUCACGUCAAUUUCAUCAAUUACCCCCAAAUUAUUUACGUACACCUGGUGGUGGUCCAUCACGUAAAUUAAGUGCUGCUAGUUUUGCUACACAAAGUAAAUUAUUACUGCCAAUACAUGAAGGGCAUCAACAACAUCCGCAUACACAUCAUCAUCGUCAUCCUAGUGGUGCUAUUACAUAUUAUGGUAAUCAACAAUCAAUUAUUAAUCAACAUAGUCAAUAUCAUUCACAUUUACCACAUGGAGCUGUGUUACAUCAUUCACGUCAAAAUUUACAUCAUGGACGUCCAUCAACACCUAGGUUAUCACAAACCGAUGAAAGUUUAAUACCAGAUAAACCACAUUUAAUAAAAUCAGCAACAGCAUCAUUUCCAUUAGUUAGCCAAAUUGAGGCUACACCACCUGCCACACCAUUAAUAUCAAUUGAAACAAAUAAAUUAAAACCACCUGGUACAAGCAGUUUAGUUGGUGUUGAAUUAGUUAAUAUAGAUGAAACAUUAUUAGUUACUACAACAGCAACAACAACAUUACCAUUAACAUCAAUAAUUCAAGCACAACCUAUAACUACUACUACUACUACUACAACUACUAGUAAUAUAAUUGAAGAUGAUCAAAAAGAGAAGACUGAUAUAAUAAUAACAACAACAGGUGCAACUGUUCAAACUACAACUACAACUUCAACUACAGAAACAAGCGGUUUACAAGUUCUUCCAAUACCACAUGAUUCAAUAAUUGUUACACCAGCAACACCAUUACCAUCACCUGGUCAUAGUAUUAAAGCUGCAUCAACAUCAUCACAAGCUGCCGAAGAGAAAGACUUUUUUGGUCCUGGACCAUUUCGUUUGGAAAGAAAAUGUAGUUUUUAUCGUGUUAGACCUAGACGAAGUAAUGCAUUCGAAACUUAUGAUGAUUGUCAAUCUUUUUUGGAUGCGACAGGUCAUGAGUUAACCCAAGCUCAAUUACUUCAUUAUAGAGAUUAUACAGAUGAUAGCACAUUAUUACAUCCACCAAUUGGAAAUGGUAUUAAAGAACCACAUAAAUAUUCACAAUGUGCCUAUUGUGAAGAUGGAAUUUGCUUAUGUGAACAUAUUGAGUGCGCCCAAGGACGUGCAGCAUGGUUGGAACGAGAACGUAUCAGACGUUGUAGUGUCCAAGAGAAAGAUAUUACAACACCAGCUACCUGCCAUCGAAAAUGGGUGAAACGAAAUCGAAUACAAGAUUCAUCACUUGGUGGCUCAUCAGAUGACGAAGACUUAUUAGGUGUAUUAAGAGGACCUAGUAAUUUUGCAAAUGCCUUCCUUUAUGUUGGCUUAGGUACUGUAGCAAUUGGUUUAGUUAUAGCAUUCGUUGGAACCGGCGAGAAAGGGUUCAAAACUGUUGAAUUAAGACUUAUAGGACCUUCGUUAAUAGGUAUCGGACUAAUAUGUUGUAUAUUACGAAUAUGUUUUUGUAUAUGUCCAUCUAGUUGUAUAUCAUCUAGUAGAAGAGCACGUAAAAAAAAUAGUAAUAAAGUUGAUGCGGAUCAUACUACUUCCUUACUUCGUGGCGAAAAUAAACGUGUUUCAAUAGCGAAAGGCCCACAUCGAUUCCCACUGGGGCGAAAGAAAAGUAAUAAUAAAAUGAUGAAUGAAGGUAUGGAAGCACUUAGACAAAUAGCAACAACAUCGUUAUUUUUACAAAAUGAACAAAAACCCGCCAGUUCAAAUCGUGUUGUUCCUAUUAUUAAAGAACCUGAAACUCUUCAUGAUUCACCAUUAGAAAUGAAAAAAUUAGAUACUACAUUAAAUAUAAGCGAUAUUACAGAUGAUGAAGAUGAAGAUGAUGAAUCACAAGCCAUAAUACAACCUCAUCAACAUCAUAAAAAUUCUUCGAUGGCUGCCGCGACUGCAAUUAUACAAUCUAAUAAUAAUAAUGAUGCACAUGAUAAUAUCGAUGAAGAAUCACCAUCAGCGCCAUUAGUACGUACACAAAGUAAAUUAGCUAGAAAAAGAUUUUCAAUACAUCAACAACAAAAACAACAAGAUCAACAUACAUCAUUAUCAUUAUCAUCACCGCCAUCAAUAGCGCCGCCAUCAAAUCAACAAUUAAUUAAUAAUAAUAAAUAUGAUGCUGAUACAUUACUUAUGGAAACAUCAUUAAUGGUAAUAAAUCCUACACCGCCAACGACAGCGGAAUCAAAUAAAUUAACGCUACCUGUUGAAAUACCAACAACAUCAGCAUUAAUAAAUACAUCAAAAACGAAAACAAUAUAUAAUAAUAAUAAUGAAAAUAAUAAUAGUAAUAAUAUUAAAUCGACAAUAUUACCAUCAACUUCAUCUUCCAUUAAAAAUAAUAAUAAAGUAAAAAGUUUAUCACCACCACCAGCACCAUCAUUAUCGGCUACAUCAUUUAUACCGGCAUCAACAACUUUAAUAGCACCUCGAAGUACUUAUGAUUUACCGAAGUCAACAUUAAUUAACGGAUCUAAUAUAACGGAAGCACAUAAACAAAAAGCACAAAAAUAUGAUAAACAACAGCAAAAACAAUCACAACAAUCUCAACAAUUACAACAACAACAUACACCUGGCCAAAUUAUUGAUUUUUCAAUAUCAACAUCAUCUAUAUCAUCAUCAUCAGCAACAACAACAACACCAGCAACUGUUAUAGGUUUAACUGGUGUUGAAGGUGCUAUUGGUGGUAGUUUAUUAUUACCAAAAACAUUAUCAACAACAAUAGCAACAUCAACAAUAACAGCAGCAACAAAAACAACAACAACAAUAAUGCCAAUAAUACCACCACCACCGCAAUCAUUAUCAUCAUUAUCAUCAAAUAAUAAUAUGAAUUCACAAUUAAUAUUAACACCAUCAUUAUUACCUGGUACUGUUGUCGGUCCAACAUCAAAUAUUAUAUCUUCAUCAACUGGUAGCAAUAAUAAUAAUAAUAAUAAUUAUAAUAUAAUAAGUAGUGGUAAACCAUCAACAUCGUCUAAUUUAUCAUCACAAUUAACACCACCGCCAUUAACAGGAUUACAAACUGAACCGGAAAUAGUAUUAAGUCCAGCUAAACUGGGUCAAUAACAAAUGGGGAUAAUUGGUAGAAAUGUAGAGCACCUUAUGUAGUAUAGAAUAAUAUUAAUUAUAAAAAUAAUAUUAAUAAUAAUAAUAAUGAAAAUAAAAAUAAUAAUGAUAAUAACAGUUAUAAUAAUAAUUAUAUUAAAAAUAAUAAUAAUUAACAUUAUCAUAAUUAAAAAUCAUAUAUCCAUUUUAGGUAUCCUUUUUAAAAUUUUUGGCAAAAUUCAUAAUAAUAAUUUUAAAUUUAAUAAUUCUCUAAUUUUAAUAAUAAAAAUUGAAUUUUUGUUUAUUUUUUAUUUAAAAAAU
Messenger RNA from Condylostylus longicornis, 3947 nucleotides. RefSeq lists its product as uncharacterized. Bases 465 to 3647 code for a protein of 1060 amino acids. The record is from RefSeq and is a predicted model, not a curated record. NCBI's taxonomy places the organism in Eukaryota, Metazoa, Arthropoda, Insecta, Diptera, Dolichopodidae. The transcript has 6 exons.